UCAUUGCCUCUUCCCUAUAAAUAUCUCCUGCUUCUGUUGCGCCCAAUUGGGGCCAAUUCAUACACAAAUACAAAUAUCUCCCCUCUUCGUCUCCUGCUCUGUUAAGCAAUGGCGAUUACGGAGCACAGAGACAUUGAGAAAGGGGAUAACAAAGGGCUAGAAGAUUUGGUGGAACCUUUUCUCGACAAUAGUUCGAAAAAUGUGAAGGGUUCUGAAGAAGAAGAAAUCGAUCAGAAUCAUUCAAUCGGUAUGGUGCUUCUAAGCACUGCUGUUGCCGUUUGUGGGUCUCUCGAAUUCGGAUCGUGUGUGGGAUAUUCUGCUCCUACUCAAUCUGCUAUCAGCAUGGAUUUGAAUUUAUCGGUUGCUGAGUAUUCCCUUUUUGGCUCCAUUGUAACCAUCGGUGCCAUGAUUGGAGCAAUCACAAGUGGCAGAAUUGCAGACACAAUCGGUAGAAAAGGGGCAAUGGCAUUAUCCGCGGUUUUCUGCAUAGCAGGAUGGCUUGCAAUCUUUGUCUCCAUGGGGGCUCUUUUGCUUGAUAUGGGCCGAUUCUUCACGGGAUAUGGCAUAGGAGUUUUCUCAUUUGUGGUUCCAAUAUAUAUCGCGGAGAUAGCACCAAAAGAUCUUCGUGGAGGGCUCACCACCCUCAAUCAGCUCAUGAUUGUUACUGGUUCAUCAAUAUCAUUCUUGUUGGGAACAGUAGUUUCAUGGAGAACUUUAGCUUUAACUGGACUCGUUCCCUGUAUGCUUUUGCUUGUUGGUCUACUAUUUAUCCCAGAGUCCCCUAGAUGGCUGGCAAAGGUGGGACGUCAAGUGGAAUCCGAAUAUUCUUUACGCAAACUUCGUGGUGCAAAAGCAAAUGUUUCUGCUGAAGCCGAUGAGAUACAUGAAAGUAUACUCACUCUUCAAAGCCUUCCUAAAGUCAGACUACUGGAUUUAUUCGAUGCCAAAUACAUUAAAGCCGUUAUUAUUGGUGUCGGAUUGAUGGUAUGUCAGCAAUCUGGAGGAAUCAAUGGAAUCGGAUUCUAUGCAAGCGAAACCUUUGAAACUGCUGGGCUUUCAUCGGGAAAAGCUGGAACCAUCGCAUAUGCCUUAAUACAGAUUCCUGUAACAAUGCUUGGUGUGGUCUUAAUGGACAAAUCUGGAAGAAGGGCUCUUCUUCUGGUAUCUUCAUCCGGGACAUUUCUAGGGUGUUUCCUUGCUGGAACUUCGUUUUUUCUCAAGGGCCAAGCCAUUUUCCUCGAAUGGGUCCCACUUCUUGCAGUUUCGGGUGUUCUUUUAUUCAUAGCAUCAUUUUCAAUCGGAAUGGGAGCAGUACCUUGGUUGAUCAUGUCCGAGAUAUUCCCGCUGCAUAUAAAAGGGGCGGCAGGGAGUGUGGUGGUGCUGGUGAAUUGGUUGGGUGCGUGGGUGGUUUCGUAUAGUUUUAACUUUCUCAUCAACUGGAGUCCUGCGGGUACAUUUUGGUUGUUCUCGGGGUUUUGUAUUCUUACGGUUGUAUUUGUAGCAAAAUUAGUUCCUGAAACGAAAGGGAAAAGCUUAGAAGAAAUUCAAGCGUCGAUCAACUCCAACUCCAACUCCAAAUGAUAGUGUUGUUAGUUAUUUGUCGUAUCAGAAAAGGUUCUUGUACUUGUAGUCAUAGCUCAUAGGUAGAUAUUUUAAAAUGUAUUAUUAGUUGUUUUCAGUUUUGUGUAGUUGAGCCAGUAAUCUAUUUCAUUAAUCGUUAUUCAAUUUU
Lactuca virosa is the source of this 1729-nucleotide messenger RNA. Lineage: Eukaryota; Viridiplantae; Streptophyta; Magnoliopsida; Asterales; Asteraceae. The record is from the annotation of a GenBank genome assembly.